This is a messenger RNA of Colletotrichum higginsianum IMI 349063, 1266 nucleotides long. RefSeq lists its product as uncharacterized. The record is from RefSeq and is a predicted model, not a curated record. The transcript has 3 exons. The coding region runs from base 1 to 1266 and encodes 421 amino acids. Lineage: Eukaryota; Fungi; Ascomycota; Sordariomycetes; Glomerellales; Glomerellaceae.
AUGACUUCCCCCCACGGGGGUCGCGGCGGUGCCCGGGGCCACGGACCGCCAGCCCAGCGUCUGAACAGAAUGGGUAUCACAGGGACUGCGCCAUGCUGGACAAACGGCAUGGAGGGAAGACGCGACCGGCCCGUUUGGACGGCAUCGUGCUAUGUGAUGUUCUUCUGUCUCGCUGGCAGUGAGCAAAGGGGUGGGAAAUACUCUGUAAUGUUUCCACUCAUCUUCGGUCUGGGAAAAGCUUCCUCCUACGGCAAGUUCGAGUUCGAACUGCUUUAUCAUCUCGGUCGAGUCCUGAUCGCCGCCAGGAUGCUGGCAUGCUUCAGACACAACGCCGCUGAGCGAAGACAAAGAUCGCAUCUGAGUCUCAGAUGGUUGCUCCCCAGAGAUACCCACCCCAGGGUACCCUGCGUCUUCUUGACUGAGUACCUAUUCUGGGUCAUCUAUCUCCAUGUACCCAGGCACUGGCCAGACGUUCCUGUCCAACGUCCAACAAGUAUCGAAAAGUUUCGCUAUAAUGUAGCACAAGCGCUCGACCGUACAACGACACAUCGACACAACGACACAACCUCCUCGUUCCCGUCGCCCUUGCUUCAUCGUCCUGCGUCUGGAAACCGGACAACCCAACCAGGGCCGUGUCCGGUCGGCAGAGCGCGCAGUGUCUCGGCUUCAUUCACCGCUUCGGCCAUGUCAGCUGCGCCACAUGCAACAGCCAUCCUACCGGCCCGCUUCCGCUGGUGGGUUCAAAUGCAUCAUGCAUUCAUCGCUCUGGGCGGGGGUCCUCAUAGGCUUUCACAGACUCCCUCUCUCCCGCUCCAGAUGGUCUCCCUCCCACCACGCUCCAUCUCAGCCCUACGAUCCGGAGAAAACAGCAUAAGGGAAGGCCCUACGUGGCCAGGAACCCAACCAUCCACUCGAUGUGCCCUGGAAAGGAGCUUUGGUCAGGGCGGCCUCCUUCCGGCAUCCAAUAACACCGCUGGACUUUGCGUCAAGUGCGCCUACAUAUCACCUACCUUAGCGCUGCUACUCAGCCAUCAACACCCAUUCGUCACGUUCUGCCGCUUCCCUGGGAAAGGAGGCGGCCACCCUCAGCCGCCCAUGAUUGACUGCAUCAAACCCAUCCCACCAACCUUCGCUGCACCUAUGCUUUUUCUCUGCAUCAUCAUCAGCCCUACCGAACAUUGUCUUUGCAGCGUGAUUGGAUUCAGGUCGUUUAAUAGGCACCUCAUGCUUGCCGCCGGCCAUAUCGAAUUCCCUGCCAUCCAAUGA